CGGUGCACCCCUCCUUAGGCGACCUGGUGGUCCCGAGCUCCCCCGGGAGCACCAUAUCGAUACCGAACUUAGCGCGGACACCCGCUCGACAUAGUCCGCUGCAGCUCAGAACCCCCGAGCUCACACGAUCCGCCAGCCUCAGCCUCCCGGUAGCUUGGAUUACAGAGUGCCUUGGAAGUAUACAAGGAGAUGGUGCUCAUCUACCUGGAGAAGGGCCGGCAGCAAGUGAACUCGUACUGCAGGGACUUUGAGCCAUGGCAGAUCAUUGGAGUGACGCUUUUCACCACACUGGCAGCAAUAUGGCUGAAAGGAUUUCUCUUCCAACAAGAAAGUCUCCUUUCCAGAAUGAAGAAGCAAUGCUUUCGACUCAUCAGAAAAAUACCCUUUGUCGGCGGGGCGAUCCAGAGCCAACUGAACAAGGCAUUGGACGACAUGUCUGCCAGUCUGUGCACUCUGAAGAACGGCAUGAGUUACACUCAAAAGCUGCCCUCAAAAGGCCUCUCGCAGAGCCAAGUGCUGGACAAAAUCAGCGAGUACCAAACUCUGAAUGAGGUGCAGUGGCAGAACGGCUGUGUUUCAGGCGCAGUGUACUGGGGUGAUGAAGCGCUGACAAAACUCCUGGUGAAGGUGUAUGGCGAUUUUGCCUGGAGCAACCCACUUCAUCCAGACAUCUUUCCCGGUGUAAGAAAGAUGGAGGCAGAGGUCGUCAGAAUGGCUUGCACACUUUUCCACGGUGGACCCAACUCAUGUGGCACAGUGACUUCCGGAGGAACAGAGAGCAUACUGAUGGCUUGCAAGGCGUACAGAGACAUGGCAUAUGAACGAGGUGUCAAAUACCCAGAAAUUCUCGCCCCAGUGAGCGUCCACGCGGCUUUCGACAAAGCGGCGCAUUACUUUGGGAUGAAGCUUGUUCACAUUCCCCUCAAUAAGAAAACAAUGCAGGUUGACGUAAAGGCGAUGAAGAGAGCGAUCAACAAGAACACAGCUAUGCUUGUUUGCUCAGCCCCACAGUUUCCACACGGGAUUAUAGACCCCAUCGAAGAUGUUGCCAAGCUGGCUGUGCGCAACCACCUGCCGCUGCAUGUGGAUGCCUGUCUGGGCGGUUUUCUGAUCGUCUUUAUGGCCAAGGCUGGCUACGCCCUCGCACCAUUUGACUUCAGGGUAAAAGGUGUAACCAGCAUUUCUGCAGACACUCAUAAGUACGGCUACGCCCCCAAAGGUUCCUCAGUGAUUCUCUACAGUGAUAAAAAGUACCGUCACUAUCAGUACUUUGUGGCUCCAGACUGGCAGGGCGGAAUCUACGCCUCGCCCUCCAUCGCAGGCUCCAGGCCCGGAGGAAUUGUCGCGGCCUGCUGGGCGACCAUGAUGCACAUGGGACAGAAUGGAUACGUGGACGCUACUCGGAAGAUCAUCAGUGUAGCACGCAGAAUCAAAACGGAGGUUCGAAAAAUUCAAGGCGUGUUUGUGUUCGGCGAUCCCGAAGUUUCAGUGGUGGCGAUGGGCUCGAAUGAUUUUGAUAUUUUCCGUCUGUCGAACGCACUGACGUCAAAGGGCUGGAAUCUGAACACACUUCAGUAUCCAUCUAGCAUCCACAUUUGUUGCACAGUUCUGCACACCCAGCCGGGUGUCGUGGAACGCUUUUUGAGUGAUGUCAGAGAACAAGUUGCCAUCAUUAUGAAGAACCCCAAAGAGAAAACCACAGGAAUGGGAGCAAUCUAUGGCAUGGCGCAGUCCAUCCCAGACAGAUCCAUGGUAACGGAGAUCUCCCAAGGCUUCCUGGACUGUCUUUACAGCACCGAGGUGACCAAGUCCAAUACCAGCCACAUGAACGGUAACGGCAAAGCCCACUGAAAAAGGAUCAGGGUUGUUUUGAACUCGCUGCACACGGGAAAUUUGCUCAUCUCCUCCCAGCGCUCUGAGUUCAUGGCUGAAAGGUUGCCUUAUCCUGCAUCACUGCAUGGAAAAUGGCUGCAGAGGUUUUUUCGGGUUUUUAUUUUAAGCACAAGACGACCCCCGGAGGUAAUUUACCUAAAGACUGUCUCUGCUAGAUGAGUUUUGGUGUUCACAUCGAUGUAAAUAAUGUAGUGAAUGUGAUUGUUUCAUGAGAUUCAUUUCAAUAUUCACCAAUCGGCAUAGCAAAGUCGGACCAUUUCAGCUGCUGUCAGUUUCACAAUCUUUGAUGACUCAGCAAAAAAAACAGACCACUGAGCGCUUGUCGCUGUACUGCGCUUGUGAAACGGGAUGUAACUGCAUGAGACCGGUUCUACAUAUCAUGCAUGACAACUGUUCUCUAAUCACGUUUUUAAUGUAAAAGCACUGCAACGGCCUGGGCAGGAUCACAUCAGGUUCCUUUUUAAACCACGUGGUAGUACCACUCGGUCAUCCUGUACACUUACGUGCUGAUUUGAUCGCACUUAAUGUAAUUAUUUUCAAUUGAGCCGCAGUUGUACAUUUGCAGUCGGACUUCAAAUAUGGGAGCGUUUUAUAUCACACGAUGUCCGGGGAGCAAAUGCUUAAAGUCAAACAGCUAGUGUAACCCAAAGCUUAGCAGCUGUACUGGUUGUCUAACCCUUUUCAUAACAACCCGGUAAAUCACAUGUCAGAUCAUUGAAGCGAUUGUAGCUGUUUGCCUAACAGUAUGUGCUCAAGUGUGUGGCUCUUGUUUGUCAAGUCACCCAUGUUUUGAUAUUUGUGUCCUAAAUCAAUCUACCUCACUUUGCACUUCUACUUUUGGUGCAAACCUACCAAUCAACUGUUAACUUUUCUUUCCAAAAGUUGCACCUAUUUAACUUUUAACACUGUCAGGGCAUUUUGAGUUAUCUUUUAUUG
Messenger RNA from Hippocampus zosterae (dwarf seahorse), 2829 nucleotides. It is a transcript of the gene sgpl1, whose product is annotated as sphingosine-1-phosphate lyase 1. NCBI's taxonomy places the organism in Eukaryota, Metazoa, Chordata, Actinopteri, Syngnathiformes, Syngnathidae. The record is from RefSeq and is a predicted model, not a curated record. Gene Ontology annotation, cellular component: endoplasmic reticulum. The coding region runs from base 190 to 1851 and encodes 553 amino acids. Gene Ontology annotation, molecular function: sphinganine-1-phosphate aldolase activity; pyridoxal phosphate binding. The transcript is spliced from 14 exons. Gene Ontology annotation, biological process: carboxylic acid metabolic process; sphingolipid catabolic process.